This is a messenger RNA of Myxocyprinus asiaticus (Chinese sucker), 1511 nucleotides long. Its product is annotated as 39S ribosomal protein L13, mitochondrial-like. Bases 124 to 663 code for a protein of 179 amino acids. Gene Ontology annotation, cellular component: mitochondrial large ribosomal subunit; ribosome. NCBI's taxonomy places the organism in Eukaryota, Metazoa, Chordata, Actinopteri, Cypriniformes, Catostomidae. Gene Ontology annotation, molecular function: mRNA binding; structural constituent of ribosome. Gene Ontology annotation, biological process: translation; negative regulation of translation. The record is from RefSeq and is a predicted model, not a curated record. The transcript has 7 exons.
UAAAAUGUGUGAAUAUCCAAUGACGGUUAUUGAAAAGGAACCACAUGUCCGGUCUGUUGGUCGAGGGGAAGCAAAUCGCUGCUGUACCACUACAGCCACACUGAGGGGAAAUGCUCAUGUAACAUGUCUAGUUUUUCAAGAUCAGCCCAGCAAUGGGCGACCUUUGCAAGAUCCUGGUUCGUCAUAGAUGCCAGACUGCAGCCUCCAGGAAAGAUUGCCACUAUGUGUGCAGUUCGGCUUCAAGGGAAACAUAAACCCAUUUACCAUCCACUGAGUGAUAUUGGAGAUCAUGUGGUGGUCAUGAACACCCGACACAUCGCCUUCUCUGGAAACAAAUGGGAACAGAAAGUGUAUUCGUCUCACACUGGUUAUCCUGGAGGAUUCAAACAACUUACAGCAGCCCAAAUGCACAAAAAAGACCCUACAGCUAUCAUUAAACUGGCUGUGUACGGGAUGCUCCCCAAAAACCUCACCAGAAGGACCAUGAUGCAACGGCUUCACCUCUUCCCAGAUGAUGUACUUCCUGAGGAUAUUCUCAAGAACCUGACAGAAGAACUUCCACAACCCAGAGAGAUCCCACGCAAGCUCAGCGAGUACACACAGGAGGAGCGAGAUGCUUUUCCCAUGCUGUGGACCCCGCCAGAAGACUUCAAGAUGAAAUGAUUGGAUCUGGAUCUUGCAUCUCUGUGUUUCCAGGAGUUGGAAAUUGAUGUUUAAUAUAUAUAUAUAUAUAUAUAUAUAUAUAUAUAUAUAUAUAUCAUUGUCUAUAUAGAAUAAAUUAUGUCUAAAAAUAGUAAAAAUAAACAGUCAAUUUGUCCACAUUGUUAUGUUUUAUAUCCAAGAUGCAAUCAUAAACGCAUUACAUGCCUAAUAGAGAUUAAUUCCUUAAAAACCUGAUAAUGUGUAUUUUUCUAAUCUUAAACCAAGACAUAGUGGCAGGCAAACAGCAGCAGCCCUAUUCAUUUAUCUUUUACCCUAUAAUAAUAGAGUUAAGAUUCUUUGGCCUUUCCCUGUCCCACAAAUGGCUUUAGCAGUGCUCUCUGAAGCCUGAUCCUGCUCUAAUUCAACUGCUACUUUGGCCUUAAUUAACUUCAUAUGGCUCUAUAAGCCCUUUCUAAUGACACUUUGGCCUUUUGAAGUCUGCUUAGCUCUUUAAAACAACACUGUGUUGGGAUGGAAAUAAAAUGCUCUUGUUAGUUACUUGUGUCUUUUGGCUGGCUAUCGUGUUUAAAAUUUUUUGUGGAAGUAAAAUUGAGUUGGUUUGUUUUUAUUAUCCAAGCAGGAACCUCAGUGGAUGUUCCAUUAUCUGAGCUCAUUAACAAACAAAACAAAAAAAGUUUAUUAAAAGAAAAUGUAAUUUUUAAAUCCUUUUUUGGGUGACAUCAAUAAAAAAACAUACAGAGCAACACAAUAAAAGCCAGACGAGACGUCAUGUUGAGUCAUUGUUGCAGUACAGUUUUAUUGGUUACAAAAACAAAUAAAGUAAAAAUAAAUUACUUUGCAGAUUCAAA